AAGUGUAGAAGCCCGUCAAUCGACGUGCAAAAUAGGCCCGUCGAUAAGCCCGUUACCCCAACAUUAGUGAAAUUAGCCUCUCCUGUUCUCUGUGCAGAGUGGAGAGAGAAAAGGAGAGGCUAACUUCUCAACUAAGCCACCGACCCAGCAGCGAUAUACUCGCCUGCUUUAUAUAGUUUUGAUAUUUUAAUAUUUUACUUAAUAAUUAAUUAAAUACAUUAAUUUAAGUAAAUUUUAAUGCAAUUUUAUGCAUAAUUUUUAUAAUUUCAUGUAAAAUUAUAUGUUAUUUAGGAUGGAGUGACUUACAUGCAAUACGGAUUAUGCAAAAAAAUAAGAUACAAAUUAAUCAAAAAUUCUUGGUCCCGUAUUUUCAUGUGUAGUCUCAAAUGAUAUGGUUUUUGUACAUUGCAUAAUUUACAUUACAUUAAAUUUACAAUUCUGUAUUAAGGAAUAAAUCAUGAAAUAAAAUUCAUGCAAUUUUUUUUUUGCACACUAAUAAGAUUUAACAUUUGUAUUUACUUAGCAUGGAGUCAUUUGCAUGCCUGAAUUCCCCUGAUAAAUUACGAGAAACGUUGCACAUUGCGUCAUUUUGUGUGGGAAUUUUUUUAUCGGGCUGAUAAAAAACCAACGUCAAGAUGAAAAAUCGUUCAGUUCAGUUUGUUAAUCAAUCGUUUUGUUUUCAAGUACGGAUUGUUUCCACCUUUUUAAUUAGGUUUUGUUAAUUCUACGCAUGGAAUAAAAUUCAUAUGGCGUCCUCCGCUACAAAUAAGCCUUAUCGCCCCCGCAACCCCCGAGGUCACCCCCACCGUACCGACCCCAGAGGAAGCAACGACCCCUCUUCCACCAUCGCUCUGAGUAAAGCCCUCUCCUGGCUUUUACGCCACAACGCCGUGCAAGAAGGGCUCCACAUCGAAUCUGGCGGUUGGGUCGAUCUUUCCGCAGUUUUGAAACUUCCCAGAUUCACAAAUUGGACCGUAGACGAUGUCAAAGCCGUUGUAGCAUCGAAUGAUAAGCAACGCUUCAGUUUGAGAGAAUUACAAGGCGACAGGUUGGAAAUUAGGGCGAAUCAGGGUCACACAUUAAAGGUCAAGGAAGUCGAUGACGCCGAGCUUCUCGAACCGAUAACCGAUCCUGCCGGAAUUACGGUGAUUCACGGCACUUAUCUGCGACAUUGGGACGCCAUAAAAUCCACCGGGUUGAGUCGGAUGAAGAGAAAUCAUGUCCAUUUUGCGCCCGGAGAGCUCGGAGAGGACGGCGUGACGAGUGGGAUGCGAAAUUCGGCGCAGAUUUAUAUCUACGUCGAUAUCGAGGCGGCCAUGCGUGACGGCGUCAAAUUCUACCGUUCCGCAAACAAUGUCAUCCUUUCGCCUGGAAAUCGGGAUGGAUUCGUGGAACCAAAAUAUUUUACAAAAGUUGUCGAUCUAAAGUCGAAAAAGGAUUUACUUCUGGAAUAAUGACAAUUUCUUUGUAAGCAUUUAUGCAUUCUGUAAUUAAAGCUGUAAUUAAUCAAGUGACAAGAAGUAACUAAAUAAUUUAAUGAUAAAAACGUGAUAAUAAAGCUAUUUUGAAGAAGAAA
This is a messenger RNA of Folsomia candida, 1576 nucleotides long. Its product is annotated as tRNA 2'-phosphotransferase 1. Gene Ontology annotation, biological process: tRNA splicing, via endonucleolytic cleavage and ligation. NCBI's taxonomy places the organism in Eukaryota, Metazoa, Arthropoda, Collembola, Entomobryomorpha, Isotomidae. The transcript has 4 exons. Gene Ontology annotation, molecular function: tRNA 2'-phosphotransferase activity. Bases 747 to 1454 code for a protein of 235 amino acids. The record is from RefSeq and is a predicted model, not a curated record.